Morus notabilis is the source of this 3945-nucleotide messenger RNA. Its product is annotated as kinesin-like protein KIN-7D, mitochondrial. Gene Ontology annotation, biological process: microtubule-based movement. The transcript is spliced from 25 exons. The record is from RefSeq and is a predicted model, not a curated record. Gene Ontology annotation, molecular function: ATP binding; microtubule motor activity; microtubule binding. The coding region runs from base 353 to 3625 and encodes 1090 amino acids. NCBI's taxonomy places the organism in Eukaryota, Viridiplantae, Streptophyta, Magnoliopsida, Rosales, Moraceae.
CCACUCACCAUUUCUUUCUCUCUCCUCUCUCUCGCUAUUCUCAUUUUCUCUGCAACUCACUCUUUGUCUUAAAGAAGACGAAACAAAACACUCUCUCCUCUUUCUCUCUCCUUGAAGCUUGUAGAGAGAGAAAGGGAAAAUAAAUAUUGCUUGAGAAAAAGGGUAGAAACACGAUUGUUUUUCGCUUUUUUGUCCCAAACCAUGUGAGCUCUCUGACACAUUCUCUUCUCCCUUUUUUUUUUUCUCUUCGUUUACGUCUUCUUCUUCGUUGUUUUCGUCUUCGAUUUGUUCCGCAUUCUCUCGCUCCGAGUCGCCGACUCGUCGACUCGCCAGGUUUGACUCGCUGCCUUCCAUGGCGUCGUCGUCUCGAGCGCGGAGCAGCUCGCCGUUCUCGUACCGGAAACCGUCCAGCCCCUACUCUUCGACGUCGUCGUCGUCCUCGUUCAUGAACGGGCGGCUCAUGCCUCGCUCGUGUUCCUCCUCGGCCUCGUCGUACUUCAACUCUGGAGGCGGACUCGGCUCCGGUUCCCGAUCCAUGACGCCGAGCCGUGGCCGCUCAGAUUCAUUGUACGGCGGCUCACGCGGCAACGGCGGUCCUACGCCCGUGGGAUUCGCGUCCGAGGAGCUGAUUGCCGAGCCGCUCGACGCGCCGAGGUCGGGGGAUAGCAUAUCGGUGACGAUUCGGUUUAGGCCGUUGAGCGAGAGGGAGUUUCAGAGAGGAGAUGGGAUCGCCUGGUAUGCCGAUGGGGAUAAGAUCGUGAGGAAUGAGUAUAAUCCUGCUACGGCUUAUGCAUUUGAUAAAGUCUUUGGACAACACACGAAUUCGCAAGAGGUAUAUGACGUAGCGGCUAAACCUGUGGUCAAGGCUGCCAUGGAGGGCGUAAAUGGGACAGUUUUUGCUUAUGGUGUGACAAGUAGUGGGAAGACACACACCAUGCAUGGAGAUCAAAAUUGUCCUGGUAUUAUACCAUUGGCUAUAAAGGAUGUAUUCAGCAUGAUUCAAGAUACUCCAGGAAGAGAGUUUUUACUGCGCGUGUCAUAUCUAGAAAUUUAUAAUGAGGUUAUAAACGACUUGCUUGACCCAACAGGUCAGAAUCUGCGUGUUAGAGAAGAUGCACAGGGUACAUAUGUAGAAGGUAUUAAGGAAGAGGUGGUUCUGUCCCCUGGGCAUGCACUUUCUUUUAUUGCUGCUGGGGAAGAGCAUCGUCAUGUUGGAUCAAAUAAUUUCAAUUUGUUGAGCAGUCGAAGUCACACCAUAUUCACACUGAUGAUUGAAAGUAGUGAUCAUGGUGAUGAAUAUGAUGGGGUCAUCUUUUCUCAACUUAAUUUGAUUGAUCUAGCUGGAUCUGAAAGUUCAAAGACUGAAACAACUGGACUACGGAGAAAGGAGGGAUCUUACAUUAACAAAAGUCUUUUAACCCUUGGAACAGUGAUAGGAAAAUUAAGUGAAGGGAAGGCAUCUCAUGUUCCAUAUCGAGAUUCUAAGCUUACCCGCCUACUACAAUCUUCAUUAAGCGGCCAUGGACAUGUUUCGCUUAUAUGCACUGUUACCCCUGCAUCAAGUAACAUGGAGGAAACUCAUAAUACAUUAAAAUUUGCAAGCAGAGCAAAGCGAGUAGAAAUCUACGCGUCACGUAAUAAGAUUAUUGAUGAAAAAUCACUAAUUAAGAAGUAUCAAAGAGAAAUUUCCACCCUCAAACAAGAGCUUGAUCAGCUAAGGAGUGGUAUGCUUGUUGGUGUUAGUCACGAUGAGAUUAUGAGCUUAAGGCAAAAGUUGGAAGAAGGUCAAGUUAAAAUGCAAUCAAGGCUAGAGGAAGAAGAAGAAGCCAAGGCUGCUCUCAUGAGUAGAAUCCAAAGGCUAACCAAACUCAUUCUAGUUUCUUCAAAAAACACAAUUCCAGGUUGUUUGAGUGAUGUUCCCAGCCACCAACGGAGUCAUUCAGUUGGGGAGGAUGAUAAACUGGAUGGGGAUGGUUUGCGCGAGGGUUCUUUGUUUGGAGAGGGGGAUGGCCAGAGGGACUCUCAAAUAUUGGCCUCUGAUUCAUCUAAUGACUUGAAGCAUAGAAGAUCUUCCAGCAGGUGGAAUGAAGAACUCUCACCAACUAGCAGCACUAUUACUGAAUCAACUCAAGCUGGUGAACUUAUCAGUGGUUCAAAAUUGCCUGCAGUUGGAAUGACAAUGUCAGAUCAGAUAGACCUUCUUGUUGAACAAGUUAAGAUGCUUGCUGGAGAAAUUGCAUUUGGCACUAGCACCUUGAAGCGAUUGGUUGAGCAGUCUGUAAAGGACCCUGAAAGCUCGAAAAGCCAAAUUCAGAACUUGGAACGUGAGAUCCAAGAAAAAAGAAGGCAAAUGAGGGUUUUAGAACAACGCAUUGUUGAAAGUGGCGAGGCUUCAGUUUCUAAUGCAUCAAUGGUGGAAAUGCAACAGACGGUAAAGAGAUUAAUGACCCAGUGUAAUGAGAAGGGUUUUGAAUUGGAGUUAAAAUCAGCAGACAACCGUAUUCUCCAGGAGCAACUGCAGAAUAAGUGUGCUGAGAACAAGGAGUUACAAGAAAAAGUAGACAUUCUAGAACAGCGUCUUGAUUCGUUAACUGUUGAGAAAUCAUUAGUGUCUUCUGAACAGUCAACUUCUGAAGAGUAUGCCGAUGAAUUGAAAAAGAAAGUACAGUCGCAGGAGAUUGAGAAUGAAAAACUAAAGCUGGAGCAGGUUCAGCUCUCAGAAGAGAACAGUGGCUUGCGUGUUCAAAAUCAGAAACUGGCUGAAGAAGCUUCCUAUGCUAAGGAGCUGGCCUCUGCUGCUGCUGUUGAGUUGAAGAAUUUGGCUGGUGAAGUGACGAAGCUAUCAUUGCAGAGUGCAAAACUCGAAAAAGAAUUGUUGUCUGCUCGGGAGCUAGCAAAUUCUAGAAAUGCUGUUGUGCAAAAUGGCGUUAGCCGGAAGUACAGUGAUGGGAGUAGAACAGGGAGAAAAGUGAGGCUCUCUGGUCGUAUGAAUGAUUUAUCUGCCAUGGGAAGUGAUGACUUUGAGUCAUGGAAUCUUGAUCCGGAUGAUUUGAAGAUGGAACUCCUGGCAAGAAAACAGCGGGAGGCUGCUCUUGAGGCUGCCCUUGCUGAGAAGCAGUUUGUUGAGGAAGAAUACAGGAAAAAGGUUGAAGAGGCAAAGAGAAGGGAAGAAGCUCUGGAAAAUGAUUUAGCCAACAUGUGGGUGCUUGUUGCAAGGUUAAAGAAAGAGGGCGGAGCUGUCCCCGGGACGAAUUCUGAUGAGAGACAGAGUGAUCCUCCAGAAAAUAUCAAUGAUGUGAAAACAAAUGACAUUGACAGUACUACCGUUUCUAAAGAGAGAGAAGUUCUUGGUAUCUCUGCGCCGGCUGAUGAAGUUCCUAAGGAAGAACCCCUAGUUGUUCGUCUCAAGGCUAGAAUGCAAGAGAUGAAGGAAAAGGAGCUCAAACAAAUGGGGAAUGGAGAUGCCAAUUCCCAUAUGUGUAAAGUAUGUUUUGAAUCCCCUACUGCAGCAAUUCUUCUGCCGUGCCGGCAUUUUUGUUUGUGUAAAUCUUGUUCACUUGCUUGCUCCGAGUGCCCUAUUUGUCGAACAAAGAUUGCAGAUAGGCUUUUCGCAUUCCCCUCCUGAAGGGACGCUCAUCAUUCACCUCCUUUUUAUGUUCCGUGCAAUUGCGGCUGCAAAUUAAAUUCUUUUAUUAGUUUGGCUGUAUGUAAUUGUCUAAAAGGUAUAUCAAUAUUUUGUUUUUUCUUUUCCCUGGGGGCUGUAAACUAAGAAAGGACAAAAUGAAAAGAGAGGUUUAAAAAAAAAAAAGAGGAAAUAUCAUAUUUGGGAACUUGCUAUGCAAGAAUGUUGCUUUGUUUUUUCAAGAUGCAGCAGAAUGUGUGAUUGUGUCAUGUAUAGAAACAAUAUAUGCUUAAGAAGAAGAAGCAUUAUAUCUUUUUCAAUAU